ACAAUACUCAAUCAUUCAUUGCUAGUGUUAAUGCUGGUGGCGUUGACAUUGGCACAGUCCUACCCAGAGAGCAUCGAUGCAAAGUUGAGAUGUGAUCUUAGUCAGCCACUGUCAGAACAGAUUAGAUUGGCAUCGAUCGUGCCACAGGGUGAUCCAGAGGUCAACCAAUAUAGAUAUACAUCGGAUCUUGUGUUGUUGGACUAUGUGGCCCACUUCAAGUCCGCCUACAACCUCACUCUGUGCCGCACCAACGUCAGCGAGUAUGACAGUCUGGUGCUGGACACACUCGGACUGGCCCAGCAGUCCAAGGUGCACGCGGUCAUUGGACCGGCCUACUCGAGCAGUGGCAGCACGGUUGGCCUGAUUCUCGGCGCGUUUGGCGUGCCAAACAUUGGCUUCUACGCCAGUUCAGUAUCUCUCUCAUCCUACCCCUACUACAACCGUGUGUUCCCCUCGGAUGCCUUCCAGGUGCAGGCCAUCCUGGCACUGGUCCAACACUAUGGCUGGACACGUAUAUCUUGCGUCCACACUCAGGAGGACUAUGGCAAUGGUGGUGCCACGCUGCUGGCGCAGCAGGCUGCCCAGAUCGGUGUGACAGUCGACACGAUCCAGGCCAUCAAGCCACGCUCUUCCAACGCAGACGACCCCAGCAACCCCACCAACGAAGACUAUGCACUGCUGUACAAUAACCUGGACGAUGUGAAGGCGCGUGUCAUCAUCACAUACGCGCUGUUCCCCCAGGACUGCUCCUUCCUCUGGGACUACGCACUCAAGAACAACUACUACAUGAAGCAGGGCGUGGCAUGGAUCGUCACUGAUGGCUGCGCAGAGAUGGUGGACCAGCGUCCAGAGUAUGAGGGCGUGAUCUCAUUCUUCCCACAGUACAACUCUGGCGACUACGCCUCGCUCGUCAAGAACGUCACCAGUGUCAGAGAGUUGGUUGGCCCAGACACCAAGUCGGACACAUUCUACAAGGGUGCCGUGUUCUCAUCGGACGCCACCAAGACAUUGAUGUUGGCUUUUGACAGCAUCCUUCAGAAGGACCCCAAGGCCAACCUGUCGAAUGGUGAGGUUGUUCGUGAUGCCAUCCGUGCCACAACCUUUGCCGGAUACUCUGGACAAGUGGAGUUUGAUGAGGUAGGCGAUCGCAAGAAUCCAACCUUUGCCAUCUCCAACUAUGUCAAUGUGUCCUUCAGUCAAGUUGGCACCAUUGCCCUCAACGGCAACGAGUCCGAUGUCCAACUCAAUCAACACAUGAUGUUUGUUGGUGGCUCACACAAAGUACCAUCUGAUUACAUGGUCAACACAUAUUCAAUUCCUUUGAAUGGAGCACUUGGAGGAGUGACUGGAUUCUGUACUCUACUGGUGUUGUUCAUGGCCUUUGUCAUUGUGUUUGAGUGGAAGAAGUUUAGAUACUCAUCUCCACUAUUCUGUUGUCUGAUCCUUCUUGGUUCACUCCUUGGAUACGCUGCCAUCUACACUUUGUUACCAUCACCAACUGAUGAGUUGUGCACUGCAUUCCCUUGGUUGCUUGGAUAUGGAUAUGUAAUUAUGUUUGGAACUAUAUUUACAAAGACGUGGAGGACAUGGCGUCUGUUUGCCAAUGCCCACAGAUUCAAGAUCAUCAAGAUCUCCAACCAGAUGAUCCUGACAUUCGUCGGAGUGUUCCUGGUGAUUGAGACCAUCUUCUUGGUGGUGUGGACUGCCGUCGAUCGUCCACGCGUCGUCACCAACCCCAUCUACCGCCAGGGUGAGGCGCAGAACCAGUGUAUGUCCACCACGACCGCAUGGUGGUACGCCUUCUGUCUCUACAAGGUGGCCUACAUCAUCGUCGGAGUGUUCCUGGCUUACAAGACACGUAACGUUGUCGACCAGCUCAAUGAGUCCAAGCCAAUCUCGUUGUCCGUCUACAACCUGACAUUCGUGAUGCUGGUCGCCAUUCCCAUCGGUUUCCUGCUGACCGACUACCCAACCGCCGAGAUCGUCAUCCAGGUCGUGUCCAUCCUGCUGGCCUUCACCGCCACAGCCUGUCUGCUAUUCUUGCCCAAGGUGUGGAUGAUUGUCAGUGGCCAACAACACACCAUCGACAGCUACGACUCAUCGCAGAACAGUGGCCACUCAUCUCAGAUGCAGUCCAACUCUUACAACAACUCUGUGCGCGGCACAAAGACCGACGAGACCCAACUCAACAAGAGUAUAAGCCAGGCAGGAGGCCUAGUCUACACCGGUGGCAGCCAAUUGCCAUCAUCCACAAACUCCACCUCAUCAUCAGUGACGAAU
Messenger RNA from Acytostelium subglobosum LB1, 2280 nucleotides. RefSeq lists its product as hypothetical. The transcript has 3 exons. The annotation marks the transcript as partial. Gene Ontology annotation, biological process: G protein-coupled receptor signaling pathway; gamma-aminobutyric acid signaling pathway. The record is from RefSeq and is a predicted model, not a curated record. Gene Ontology annotation, molecular function: G protein-coupled GABA receptor activity. Gene Ontology annotation, cellular component: G protein-coupled receptor heterodimeric complex; membrane. Lineage: Eukaryota; Evosea; Eumycetozoa; Acytosteliales; Acytosteliaceae.